Babesia bigemina is the source of this 2628-nucleotide messenger RNA. RefSeq names its product cGMP dependent protein kinase, putative. The record is from RefSeq and is a predicted model, not a curated record. Gene Ontology annotation, biological process: signal transduction; peptidyl-serine phosphorylation. The coding region runs from base 1 to 2628 and encodes 875 amino acids. Gene Ontology annotation, cellular component: cAMP-dependent protein kinase complex. NCBI's taxonomy places the organism in Eukaryota, Apicomplexa, Aconoidasida, Piroplasmida, Babesiidae. The transcript has 9 exons. Gene Ontology annotation, molecular function: cGMP-dependent protein kinase activity; ATP binding; cAMP-dependent protein kinase activity.
AUGUUGCACGAAACGGAAGAGCUUAGCCGUGACCUCAAAAAACUACACCUAAUUAAUUCUUCCCCUAAGAAUAUAAAGUAUGUAAAGUAUAAGCAUGGCAAAGUCGCCCGAGCGCAGCCUCUGGGUGUUGCUCUCGGCGAUGAUUCCGCCGAAGUCAGCAAAUUGGCCAAAUACGCCAAGACACGUGAAAAAACGGAUGUAGAUAUCGCUCUUAUAAGGGCUGCUAUUAAAAACAAUCUUGUUUGUGAUGCUUUGAACGAAUAUGAAGUGGACGCCUUCGUUGGAGCUAUGUCUUCUUUUGAACUUCCACAAGGCGCAACGGUUGUUACCCAAGGUGCUAAUGGAGCGUACUUCUUCAUCAUCAGUCACGGCGAAUUCGAUGUGUAUGUCGACGGUGAACUUGUGAAUUCCAUGUCGCGAGGCACUGCCUUCGGAGAAAUAUCACUUAUACACAACACACCAAGGAGCGCAACAGUGAAGGUUAGAGAUUGUGCAGGGAACGUAGGGAAGCUCUGGGGGGUUACAAGGCUAGUAUUUCGUGAAACCCUCAAACGCAUAUCGCUUCGUAACUAUGCGGAAAACCGUGAAUUCCUUGACUGUGUUACCAUAUUCGAAAGCCUAUCUGACGACAAGAAAAAUUGCAUUACGAACGCCCUUGUUGAGUCACGUUUUUCUCCUGGCGAGUGCAUAGUUAAGCAAGGUGAUUCUGGAGAUGACCUCUACAUUAUUAAGCAAGGAAACGCAGAUGUUUAUGUAGAUGGUGUAAGGGUACGGACCAUCUCAAAAGGUCAAUACUUCGGCGAAAGAGCUAUUUUAUAUUGUGAAACACGAAGUGCAACCAUACAGGCAAUCGACGAUACUACAUGCGUGUCCUUAAGUAGGGAUAUCCUCCUGAACGUCUUAGGGAAUCUGAACCACGUUCUUUUCAGAAAUAUUAUGAUGGAGAGUUUGCAACAUUCCGAUGUUUUCAGGCAAUUCACAGGUGAACAAUUAUGUGAACUAAUUGAAUCAGCAAGCAUACGUAGCUUUCGUAAAAAUUGCACUGUUUUGGAUAGGGAAAAUGGUCUCAAGGGAAUACGGUACUUUAUUGUUCUUGAGGGUUCGGUGAAAGUUCUAUAUAAUAAUGAUGAGAUAGGUAUCAUGGAAAGAGGCGAUGGCUUUGGUGAAGAGUACAUUACUCAUCCCAAUGUUCCGUUCCGCCACACCGUCGUUGCAUUAGGUGGUAGUAAUUAUGUGGGCUGUAAACUAGCUCUUCUAACGAAGCAUGCCAUACAACUCGUUCUGGGGGGAGAAAAUCUGGGCGAAAGGUUGGAUUAUAACAACAAAAUGGUUGCCAUUCGUAAGGUCCAUAUAUUUACCCACCUCUCUGAUACGCAAAUAGACAAACUCAUCAAAGCAAUAAAAACCAUUCGCUACAAACAAAACGAUACUGUAUUUGUUGAAGGGGAAAUAGGAGAUACGUUGUAUAUAAUCAAAAGUGGAGAAGUUGCAAUCAUAAAAGAUGGUAUUAAAAUUAGGACUCUUGGGAAACAUGACUAUUUCGGCGAACGGUCUCUCUUAUAUGAUGAACAAAGGAGCGCAUCGGUAAUCGGAAACGCCUCUCAAAUCGAUCUUUGGGUGGUGGAAAAACCUAUAUUUAUGGAGAUAAUGGAACCUACAAUGUUGCAACAUCUAGAGAAGAGGAUCAAAAUGCAGGAUACCCGGGUACAAUUUCAAGAACUCAAGGUGGUGAAAACUAUAGGUCAUGGAACGUUUGGUACCGUCAAACUAGUUACCCAUGAGACAACGGGCGUAAGGUUUGCUUUGAAGUGUGUCAGCCGGAAGUGCAUUCGAGCUCUCAAGCAGGAAAAACAUAUCAAACUAGAGAGAGAAAUUAUGGCGCAGAAUGACCAUCCUUUUAUCAUUCAAUUGGUGAAAACCUUUAAAGAUGCUGAAAAUGUCUACUUUCUCACGGAACUCGUUACGGGAGGCGAACUGUACGACGCAAUCAGAAAAAUCGGACUGCUGUCGAGAUCCCAAGCACAAUUUUACAUAGCCUCCAUUGUUUUGGCGUUUGAGUAUCUCCAUGAAAGACAAAUCGCAUAUAGAGAUCUCAAACCUGAAAACAUUUUGCUCGACGAGCAGGGGUAUAUCAAAUUGAUAGAUUUCGGAUGUGCCAAAAAAAUAAAAGGCAGGGCCUACACCCUCAUCGGGACGCCACACUAUAUGGCACCCGAGGUCAUACUCGGCAAGGGGUAUGGUUGUCUAGCAGACGUCUGGUCUUUCGGCAUUUGCCUAUAUGAGUUUAUUUGUGGCCCUUUACCUUUCGGAAACGAUGCUCAAGAUCAAAUUGACAUAUUCAGAGAUAUUCUGAAAGGAAAUUUGUCCUUUCCCGAAUAUAUCAAGGACCAAGAUGCUAUCAAUAUCAUUAACAGAUUGUUAUGCAGGGUGCCUGAGAGUAAGUACUCUGCGUUUUUGACUGACAACAUACAGGAUUUCGACUGGGACAAACUGUCUGGAAGAGCUAUGCAACCGCCUUAUGUGCCCAACGGCGAAACGUACAACGAAGACGAGGUCCAGGAACAAGUCCAGGCAUUCCAAGAAAUGGAUGAUAUUAAGACAGACGAUGAUUGGGAAUUAGAUUUUUGA